GCCCCACAGCUCUGUUUCUCCCAGAAAGUAUGCGUGCCAUUUGGGGCGCUCCUCUGAAUGUCCGCGCAGCCGGGUGACCUGCGGGCAUCGAGGCCAAGGGGUCUGCGGAUCGACACUGGGGGACUCUGCUUUGCCCCCCACCAAGCGCCAGAAGAAUUCUUCGAGCCCCCGUUUCUCUUCGUGCUUCAUUUCUGCGCCACUUCGAGAGCCACCCGUCGUGCUGCGGCCGCAUGGAGGAAAUGGAGUUUGGGUCAGAUGCGCACCCUGCUCAGCCCGUGCUGUGAAUCGGCAGCCAGGGCGGGGCGGGCCGGUGUGGGCCUGUGCUGGUGCCAGGCCACGGCGUGACUUUCGCUCCUAGGGCCGUACCUCACCAGCCUCCCGUCAGGAGCCCCAUGGCGUUCCUCUGCGGUGUCAGUCAGGCUUUCCGCAGCGACAGCGAUGAGGGUCCGUACUCAAAGCCCUCCAAUUCCUCCAAGCCGCCGGAUGGAGCGCUGGCCAUCAGGAGACAGAGUAUCCCAGAUGAGUUCAAGGGCUCCACUGUGGUGGAGCUGAUGAAGAAGGAGGGAACCACCCUGGGCCUGACGGUGUCCGGGGGCAUCGACAAGGACGGCAAGCCCCGCGUGUCUAACCUGCGGCAGGGCGGCAUCGCAGCCAGGAGCGACCAGCUGAGCGUGGGCGACUACAUCAAGUCCGUCAAUGGGAUCAACCUGACCAAGUUCCGGCAUGACGAGAUCAUCAGCCUGCUGAAGAACGUGGGGGAGCGCGUGGUCCUGGAGGUGGAGUACGAGCUGCCUCCUGUCUCUGUGCAGGGGUCUGGGGUGAUGUUCAAGACCGUGGAGGUGACGCUGCACAAAGAAGGCAACACGUUUGGAUUCGUCAUACGAGGGGGUUCCCACGAGGACAGGAACAAGUCUCGCCCGGUUGUCAUAACGACCGUCCGGCCCGGCGGCCCGGCUGACAGGGAAGGCACCAUCAAGGCUGGGGACCGGCUACUGAGCAUUGAUGGCAUCAGGCUGCAUGGCACCUCCCACGCCGAGGCCAUGAGCAUCCUGAAGCAGUGCGGGCAGGAGGCCACGCUGCUCAUCGAGUACGACGUGUCCGUCAUGGAUUCUGUGGCCACAGCCUCAGGCCCCCUGCUGGUGGAAGUGGCCAAAUCCCCAGGUUCCAGCCUGGGAGUAGCUCUAUCUACCUCUAUGUACUGUAACAAGCAGGUCAUCGUCAUCGACAAGGUGAAGCCCGCCAGCAUUGCUGACAGGUGUGGGGCGCUGCACGCGGGCGACCACAUCCUGUCGGUUGACGGCACCAGCAUGGAGUACUGCACACUGGCAGAGGCCAACCAGCUACUGGCCAGCGCCUGCGAGCACGUCAAGAUGGAGAUCCUGCCUCAUCACCAGACGCGGCUGGCCCUCAAGGGCCUGGAGCACGUCAAGGUGCAGCGCAGCAACCGGCCGCUUCCCUGGGAAUCCGGCGGCAACAGCAGCAACAGCAGCUUCCUCCCCUACCAACACUAUAACACCUACCAUCCCGACCAUUCCAGGACUCAGGCCUCCAAAUCCCAGAAAUCCGCUCCACACAACCCUCCACUGGGCUCCUCUUUUUCUCCUACCUCCAUGAGCGCGUACAGCCUGAGCUCCCUCAACAUGGGCACCCUUCCCCGCAACAUGUAUCCCACCAGCCCCCGCAGCACCAUGAUGAGGCGCAAGCUCAAGAAGAAGGACUACAAGAGCUCCUUGUCCCUGGCCUCCAGCACGCUGGGUUUGGCCGGGCAGGUGGUCCACACAGAGACAACCGAGGUGAUGCUGCUCAGCGAGUCCAUCAUGGGUUUUGGCAUCCAGCUGCAGGGUGGCGUCUUCGCCACCGAGACCCUGACCUCGCCUCCGCUCAUCGCUUACAUCGACCCCGACAGCCCUGCCGAGAGGAGCGGAGUCCUGCAGAUCGGUGACCGCAUCCUGGCCAUCAACGGCAUCCCCACUGAGGAUAGCACCCUGGAGGAAGCCAACCAGCUGCUGCGAGACUCCAGCAUCACCAGCAAGGUCACCCUGGAGAUAGAGUUCGACGUGGCAGAGUCAGUCAUCCCCAGCAGCGGAACCUUCCAUGUGAAGCUCCCCAAGAAGACUGGAGUGGAGCUUGGAAUCACCAUCAGCUCUCCAUCCAGCCGGAAGCCUGGGGAUGCUCUCAUCAUCUCGGACAUUAAGAAGGGCAGUGUUGCUCACAGGACGGGCACCCUAGAGCUGGGCGACAAGCUGCUGGCGAUUGACAACAUCCGACUGGACAACUGCUCCAUGGAGGACGCCGUGCAGAUCCUGCAGCAGUGCGAGGAACUGGUGAAGCUCAAGAUCCGCAAGGACGAGGACAACUCGGACGAGCAGGAAAGCUCUGGUGCCAUCAUCUACACGGUGGAGCUGAAACGGUACGGAGGCCCGCUGGGCAUCACCAUCUCGGGCACCGAGGAGCCCUUCGACCCCAUCAUCAUCUCCAGCCUGACCAAAGGCGGCUUGGCAGAGAGGACUGGUGCCAUCCACAUUGGCGACCGCAUUCUGGCCAUCAAUAGCAACAGCCUGAAGGGGAAGCCGCUGAGUGAGGCCAUCCACCUGCUACAGAUGGCAGGGGAGUCAGUCAUGCUCAAAAUCAAGAAGCAGGGCGAGGUGACAAGCCCGAAAAAGUCGCCAGUGUCGGGCCACCUGAGCGAGCUCAGCGACAUGGAGGACGAGACGCAGGUGCUGCAGAAGCCUGGCAAGCUGUCGGACAUCUACUCCACCACCAUCCCCAGCGUGGACAGUGCCGUGGAGUCCUGGGACGGCUCAGCCAUCGACACGGCGCUCAGUAGCCAGGGCCCGGCGUACCAGGCCGCUGGAUACAGCUUCCACGGCCAGGAGUGGAGGAACGCCAAGGCGCGGGGCAGCCUGUCCCCCCUCGGCUCACGCCAGAGGAACAACAUCUUUCAGGACCUGGGGCUGAGUGACGAUGAGUGGGACCGGCCCACAGCCAGCGGGGCUGCCACGCUCCCCACAGGCUUCAUCACCGACAGCAGGUUCACUGUGGGCCAUGACGGCACUGAGCCUGAUCAGGAGGAGAACUUUUGGUCCCAGGCCCUGGAGGACUUGGAGACGUGUGGCCAGUCCGGGAUCCUGCGGGAGCUGGAGGACAAGCCAGACAGGCCUCUGAAUAAGAAAAACUUGGCCAUGCUGGCCACCAUCAUGUCGGGCAGCACCCUGAGCCUGAACCACGACCCGGCGUCCUUGCACCGCCAGCUGGGCCGGCAGGCCAGCUUCCAGGAGCGCAGCACCAGCCGACCCCAGUAUACGCAGGCCUGCCGCAGCAACACGCUGCCCAGCGACUCGGCCCGCAAGGCCUUUGCCUCGCGCAGGAUGAAGCAGGAGAUCGAGGACAUCAUGUCGCCCACGCCGGUGGAGCUGCACAAGGUGACGCUCUACAAAGAGUCGGACACAGAAGAUUUCGGUUUCAGUGUGUCGGACGCGCUCCUGGAGAAGGGCGUCUAUGUGAACACUGUACGGCCUGGUGGACCGGGAGAGCUGGGCGGGCUGAAGCCCUAUGACAGGCUACUUCAGAUUAACCAUAUCCGCACCAGAGAUUUUGACUGCUGUCUGGUGGUUCCUCUGAUUUCCGAGUCAAGGAACAACCUGGACCUGGUGAUCAGCAGGAAUCCACUGGCUUCCCAGUCCUCUGGAAACUCUGCCCAGGUGCCUGCAGAGGCACCAGUGACCUGGAGCGAGCCGGGAAACGGGCUCCAGCAGCAGAGCCCCAGGCUCACAAGAGUGGAGGCCAGAGACCCAACCAAGACCUUAUAGCAGUGGAGGAUGGAGCCGACGAACUGUUUGGAUUGUUCUCCAUGGUGCUAAAAAACCACACGACCAAUGUUCCUCUGGGAAGUAGGGCCGUUCCAUCAAAGCACACUUCCUUCCCUCCAGAUAUGAGACCGUGUCACAGUGACAAGUCUGCUGAAGCCACUGCUUCACUACUAGUUGCCUGAAGUAGAUGUGUGUUUCAGUCCCAAAAUGAUAGCCUUGGAUGACUACUUACUAGUUGGGGUGAAAAAUGGGGUGGGGGUGGGGGGGGGGGAGCAAAACUGUGCCAUCCUUCAUUUCUAGACACAACUGGAGAGUGAUGCUUCAAAAAUCAUGUAAGACCAUUAGGGGCAACUUCCGGGGACUGGACAAGUUUGGAUGAUGCCAAGGCCAUUGAAAAUCCUUCUCCCCAGCAAGGUGUCCAUUCUUGUCUGGCUCAAAUGAGCAAAAAACACAGACUGCCCCAUGCAGCACAUAGUAGUAGUCUGUCGCCAAUACUUAUUUUUAUAUUGUAACCACCCCCUAUCCCCCUCCCCCCGCAAAAAAAAAAAAAUACUGUAAAUACUCACAUGUCCUCAAGUGGUUUCAGUGUCUGAAUCUUUCUCCAAGAAGGACUACAUGGGGGAAAACUGGAACAUCUGCAUUAGUUAGUGUUCUUCAAAAAGAGCCAGACUGGCCCAAUGUUUUGGGAAAUCAAGAGCAGUUUCAUUUCUGGGUUUCAGCAGAAUGCAUGAGGCCACUUAACACUAUUUCCCGUUUGAAUAGGUGAACUAAUCAGGGAUGGAACAAUACCUUGGUAAAUCUAUGCAGGAUUUCCAGGUACCGAAUGACCCUAAUCACAUGAGCUCUCCAGACACUGCUGUGUGUCUGUCUUGCAGAGCCUUAGGGCUUUCCUGGAUGUGGCUCUCUUCACAAAAUUCUGAUAUAGGAAAAUAUUAGGCAGUGAUGAUAAAGCACCUUAUCCUAAAUUUGAACAUAGAUCUAUUUUUAUGAAUAGAUGCAUAUUAAUGCAGAAAGAACAUUUAUGCGACAGAGCAAUCUGGAGAGCUUGUGUGAGUUGCUGUAUCACUACCAAGUGAGACGGUUAGAUAUGCGUGUGACUGACCCCCCCUUUCCCCAAAACCAGAACUUCCAGACCUUAGCUUUGCAUGCGUGCAAUAAGGGCAUUUCGGGGGCAGAUACUGCACCUCUGGUGAGCGUCCACAUGCCUCACGGUAGACGUGUAACUCACCUCGUACGGCUCGUUUCCCCUUCCUGUCAGUUGAGUAGAUUAUCCUUUACCUAAGGACAGCUGGAGACAGCGAACUGCUGCUUGCUGUUCACACCAAAAAAAAUGCCAGUGUUAAGAAAGCCCUGGAUAUCAUAUGCAAACCUAUCCAACCUUCACUGCUAUCCAGGGGGCUAAAUGCCCGCGAGGAGCUGGAAGCACAUAUAAAACGCUGAAAGGCAUCAGCAGUGACCAGGGAUGGCAUGUUCUGGUCAAUGGGCACCCAAAGUCACACUGGUGUCCCCCCUUGUACAAAGAUGGCUGCGUUGCUCCCCUGGAGGCUAGAGAAAGCCUUUUAAUCUGUAUACAUGUUAGUUGUCUGACAAUUGUUUGUAAUUUGUUGUGACCCCAAUUUACUUUCCAGACAUGAAAUAAAAAAACAAGGGGAAAAAAAAUUUAAUGAAUCCACUCUUCAAGUUAAAAAAAAAAAAAAAAAGAGCAUGAUUUAAAAAAAACAA
This is a messenger RNA of Paramormyrops kingsleyae, 5531 nucleotides long. It is a transcript of the gene grip1, whose product is annotated as glutamate receptor interacting protein 1. Gene Ontology annotation, molecular function: protein binding. The record is from RefSeq and is a predicted model, not a curated record. Gene Ontology annotation, biological process: neurotransmitter receptor transport, endosome to postsynaptic membrane. Lineage: Eukaryota; Metazoa; Chordata; Actinopteri; Osteoglossiformes; Mormyridae.